This is a messenger RNA of Tachyglossus aculeatus (Australian echidna), 1228 nucleotides long. It is a transcript of the gene NUP37, whose product is annotated as nucleoporin 37. The record is from RefSeq and is a predicted model, not a curated record. Gene Ontology annotation, molecular function: protein binding. The transcript has 10 exons. Bases 140 to 1162 code for a protein of 340 amino acids. Gene Ontology annotation, cellular component: nuclear pore outer ring. Lineage: Eukaryota; Metazoa; Chordata; Mammalia; Monotremata; Tachyglossidae.
CCCGCCAGGCCCGAAGUGGGCCGCUCGCCCGCCCCCUCGCCUCAGGACAGGCCUGAGGCGCCCUCUGACCUCCAUCUUUGUUCUGUGACCUGGUCCAGAAGGAUUUUUUUUUACACCAACUUGAACUUUGUCACUCAAGAUGAAGCAAGACUCAUCACGAAAUGCCGCCUACGUGGUAGACUGUGAGGAUUAUGUGCACGUGGUAGAAUUUAAUCCCUUUGAAUGUGGAGAUGAAGGAACGCUAAUUGCGUAUGGUGGCAAUAAUUAUGUCGUCAUUGGAACAUGUAGAUUUCAGGAGGAGGAGGCAGAACUGGAUGGGAUUCAGUAUAAGACACUCCGCACAUUUCACCAUGGAAUCAGAGUCGAUGCCAUAGCGUGGAGUCCAGAGUCUAGGCUUGAUGCUUUACCUCCCCAGAUCAGGUUUUGUACUGCCGCUGCUGAUAGGAAAUUAAGAGUAUUUUCUUCAGAUCUACAAGAGAAGAAUGAGUAUAAGGUUAUAGAGGGCCAUUCAGACUAUAUCAAUGAUUUGGUAUUUGCCCCAAUAGAUGGUCAAGAAGUUGCAAGUGUGAGCGAUGAUCAUACAUGCAGUGGCACAGCAAUAAGUACUUUACUAUUGUACUCUGUCAUUAGGGUUUGGGACUUGGAGGGGAAUCAGAAAGCUCAUUUUGUUCUUCGUUCCCCUGGAAUGAGUGUUUGCUGGCAUCCCGAGGAGGCUUUUAAGUUGAUGGUGGCGGAGAAGAAUGGAAUAAUCAGAUUCUAUGAUCUCAUUACGCAGCAGGCUAUUCUGUCUCUUGAUUGUGAGCAGAUGCCGUUAAUGUCAGCUCACUGGUGCUUAAAAAACACCUUUAAAGUUGGAGCUGUUGCCGGAAACGAUUGGUUAGUCUGGGAUAUUACUCGCUCAAGUUAUCCUCAAGAUAAGAGACCUGUCCAUAUGGACCGAGCCCGCUUAUUCAGGUGGUCAACAGUAAAUGAAAGCUUAUUUGCAACCACGGGCUACCCUGGAAAAGUGCCGAGCCAGCUUCUGAUGCAUCAUCUAGGACAUCCUCAGCCUAUCCUGAUUGGCUCCGCAUCUGUGGGAUCCGGUUUGUCCUGGCACAGGACUCUCCCACUUUGCGCAAUUGGUGGGGAUCACAAGUUGUUGUUUUGGGUGACGGAAAUGUAAAAGAGUUGUUGUGUUUGUCCACUGCACUCUCAAAUUACGUGACUUUGUAAUAAACAUUUUAAUAAA